GUCUAUUUAUUUUCUUCCUUAUUCUGACCAGGUGAUUCUGGACCAGUUCAACCCAAGUUUAAGGAAUUUUGUUACGAUGGGAAAGAACUAUCAAAAAGCCCUCUCAGGGGUUACUGUUGCUGCCAAAGGCUACUUCGAUGCCUUGGUGAAACUUGGUGAGUUGGCCAGUGACAGCCAAGGGUCCAAGGAGCUGGGUGAUACCUUGUUCCAGAUGGCUGAAGUCCACAGGCAGAUCCAAGUACAACUGGAGGAGACGCUGAAAUUUUUCCACUCUGAGAUGCUGUCCCAGCUGGAACACAAACUGGAACUAGAUAUCAAGUAUCUGAUGGCUACCCUGAAGAAAUAUCAAGGGGAGCAUCGUGCCAAAGCCGAAUCAAUUGAAAAGUGUCAGGCAGAGCUGAAGAAACUGCGCAAGAAAUGCCAGAACAGCAAAAACCCACAGAAAUAUGGGGAUCGUGAAGUGCAGUAUGUGGAAGUCAUGAGCACCAAGCAGAGUGAGCUGGAUCGGUUUGUGGCAGAAGGCUACAGAGCAGCCCUGACAGAGGAGCGGCGACGGUAUUCAUUUCUGGUGGACCGCCAGUGUGCAGUUUCUAAGCACUUCAGCAAUUAUCACACGAAGGUGCGGGAGCUGUUGGCAGCCAGACUGCCCAUCUGGCAAACAUCGUGCACCCAACCUACCCGUUUACCUGAGCGGGCACUGGCUCUGGUCAAGCUCACAGCCAAUAACACCACGGGUGGAAUUCCUGUUCCAGCCAUGGAUCCCCUUCCCAGCUCCAAGACCCUGGAAGAGCCUUUAGAAUUGGGACAAAAUCAUCGGGCUUCAGCCCAGGAAGGAACACCACUGCCAAAUGGUGAUUUGCACCGUGGGCGGGGAUCGCGGGACUUCAGUCACCUGCCAGUCAGCGAGCCUAUCCCCAUCGCUUCAGGUCUGCCCCCCACCCAGCUCACUCAGAGCCCUCCACAGACCAAGACUGUGGACAGCUAUUCUUGCACUCUGCCAAUGCCACGCAAGAUGUCAAUGGAAACUCGCUUGGCAACACUGGUAGAGAACAAGACCCUGCCCCGCAUUAAUCCUCUUUCAGUCCUGCCUCCACGUUCUGAGCGCCCGAGAGUCCAGGCAGUCUUCUCACAUGCAGCAGGAGAAAACAGCACCCUUCUCAACUUCCAAGAGGGAGACAUCAUCCUUUUAUUGGUGACUGAGGCAAGGGAUGGCUGGCAUUAUGGAGAAAACGAGACAACCAGAAUGAAAGGUUGGUUUCCUUUUUCCUAUACUCGGCCCUUUCCCUCAGCCGAGGGAGCUAGCAAACUACUCAGCAGUGGCUUCCCUCUUAGCAAGAUGAACAGCAGCAGCACAGGAAAUUUGGAUCGAGCUGGAUCUCCACCUGCUGGACCUGAUGGGGGGGAUGAUUUACGGUAUGGCCCUUCACCCCGUAUCAGUGCAUCUCGUCAACGACCCUACAGCAUGCUAAACCCUGACCUGUCACAGCUGGCAAAUGAGUUUGGAAGUCCAACUGCCUCUCCUUCAAGGACCAACCCAUUUGCUCAUGUUAAGCUGAAACGUACGGUGACCAACGAUCGCUCAGCCCCACUCAUCCAGUGAAGGGUGCAAUGUUGAGUGGAGAUAGACCGCUACCCUGCUUUUCCCUCUUUCCCCCACCACGUGGCCUUUCCCAUCUAAUAAGCUGCUUCUGGCCCAGAGUAGUUUCCGCAGGCCAGGCUGGACCUGGCUUGCCACCUCUUCCCCACCCUCCCCAAUGGCACAUGAAAGCACUACAGGUCCACAGACUCGACUCACAGCCAGGAGGCUGUGGGGUUUCACUUGGCGGCAGCAGUUCCAGGACGGGAAUGCGAGCCAACAGCAGGAGGACAGGAACAGCUGCAGGGGAGACGGAGUUUGGAUGCAAGUGAUGGAGGCAGGUGUAACAGUUGGAUAAACAGAAGCAGGAGAAGGGUGAAGGAUGUGGGACAGGUGGAAGGAGGUCAGAUGAAAGGAAAGAGGUUAGAAGAGAACUAUGCAUUGCAUGUUACAGAACAUUUAAAUGAAGGGAAAUUCAGUGAAUUUGGGCAUUUGAAUGUGAUUUCUAUUCCUUACAACUCAGAGACAAAGUUUCCACUGAUCAGACUACGUCUGUUUUGUUACCCAUAUUUUGACUAAAACACCACUGAUUCAGUGGUAUGUGCUCAGAAAGAAAGUAUUUUGAAACCAGAAUGAAGGUGUGCUUAAAUCGAUGAUUUUAAGGUUUCGUUUGUUUGUUUUUAAUUCAGCAGGUCUUAAAUGUAUCUCUCUUUAGAUUUGGUUCUGCUAGCCAGUUGAGUAAUUUAAUGACUGCAGUUAUCAUAUAUCACCUGGGUCAUGUAAAAUUUCCAUUCUGGAGUAAGGUUUUACACUAAUCAUCACAUAAGUCAUAGAUAAACAGGUUGCAUAUGGACUUCUGAUGGAAAGUCCACACUAAUCUUUUCAACUGUGUAGCAGUAAGAGAUGUUAGCUUGAGGAUAGAAAGGAUAGGCAAAACUGGUUUAGGGGAAUAAGAGAGAAGCAUUAAGAGGAAUUGGUAAAUCUAGCAAAACCGAAUUCAAAGCUGAUUCACACAUGUAAUGUACCUUGUCUGAUAUUUCAUUGCUGAAUUAUUCAACGAUGGGUCCAGCUUACUCAAAAAAAUAGCAUCACUUGGAAGUGAUUAUGAAUUGGCUGUACUGAAAAGCAUUAGAUUUGACUAGCUAUGGUGUUAGUUUUGUACUGGCCUCUUAAGACAUGGAAACCAUCUGUUUGUAUUACAGUCAUCAAGUGAUAAACAUACAAAUGUGAAACAGCUCUGGGGAGCUGGGUAUGUGAACAGCUCCACUGAACAAGUAGAAGAUUGUAAAUUAUGAAAAAAAACUCUGUUGACGAUUGACGUGCUGUCACUGCAUUCAUUGCAUGAUUGUAGAGAUAUCUGAAUUUUCUUAACAAGGCAUGGAUUGUGGGUUGAAAAGGAGCCAGGAUUUACGAUUCCUGGGUUCUCUGAAUCUGAAGUGGGUCUGUGGUCUGCUGAAUAGUCCAUGAAGUGAUCCAUGCUGCUAGCGUGUUUUGAUUCCUCUUCAAGGAGUUGUUGAGAUCUUUUCAUGGAAAAUACGAAAAUGUUACCAUUAAACAUAGGCCACACAUUUUGUAAUUUAUAUUGGUUUCUGUAGUGAAUUUAACCAGAGGUUUAUCACACUAUGAUAUAUGAUGGUCUUAAAAAAUGUAGAGACUUUCCCCUGCUCCACAGUAACAUGGGAUAGAAAGAGAAACACCAGGAGUCAGGACUUCUGUGUGUGGAAGGAGAUAGUAGAUUAAAGCAAGGAAGUUGCCAAUUUUUUUAAAAAAAGUGUUUAUUUAAUUUCAGUUGCCAGAAUGUAUAAUAAAGACAGUUAUCCAGUAGUAUUCUUGUCCUGGCAGACCAAACUGCAGGCAUUUUGGUCAAAGCCAAAAUAGAGUAAUUCAGCUAUAUUGUCUGAAGAAAGAAAUAUUUUUCCCAGUGAGGAAAGGAAAUGCCAUCUCACUUUCCUUGCCCCUCACACCCCUCUCCUUCUGACAAAGAACCCAGUCAUUUAAGAGUCAAAGUAUGCCCCCUUGCAGGCUUAGCUAUGCUAUUACAGAAUCCUUUACAGACUCUAGUUACAUGCUUACUGAUCUUGAUUUAAUCUUGAAUGCAGUGGCAUAAAUAAGCAACAGCAUCCUUCUUGGGAUAAGUUAAAUAAAUACACAAGAUGUCUACCUUUGGUGAAACUCACAACGAUAUAGUUGAACUGUGGCCCUGGAGCAACUUUCAGUAGUUAAGAAGAACAUGGGACUGACAGAAAGAUGACAAGAUCAGUAUUUUAUCAGUGAAAGAAGAGUUUCCGGUUUUGAAGGUGCAUGGUUCAUAGAGUUUUACAAAGUCACCUUCCACU
Messenger RNA from Python bivittatus (Burmese python), 3912 nucleotides. The record is from RefSeq and is a predicted model, not a curated record. NCBI's taxonomy places the organism in Eukaryota, Metazoa, Chordata, Lepidosauria, Squamata, Pythonidae.